AAUAAACACUGUACAAAGGGCAGGUUGAACUGUUCGGGCGCGCUUCUCUGAUGAGCUAGCGCCCUCUGUCGGCAGGAAGCGUUACAUUCUGACAGGACUUCCUUGGCAACGGCGAUCCACGCUUCCUUAGCUACAGCCUAACGUAAACAAUAGAAUGCGCUUAAUGAAGAGGAAAAUCACUACAAGUGUAGCUGGAGGCUUUAUAUUUGUGUCUUUAAAUAUGUGGUGACGCAUGUUAAAAGCGUAAUGCUUCCGUUAAACUUUAUGGUGCAAAGCGUGUUAACUGAUAUGUUUCGUUAAGUUAUGGAUUGUGAAGGAAUUUGACCCGGCCAGUUCAUCCAGUGGGCUCUGGACUGAAAACAUCAAUAUUUAUAAAUGGUUAUACAGUUUUUAAGCCCAUCAUGACACAGAGAGAGCAGCAGAGACUAAAUCCAGAUGAAGAAAUUAUAAAAGAGCUGUGUGUGUCCAACGGAGUAUCCUAUGAGAAGGUGUCUCAAGAAGGGAGUGAGAUCCUGGACCUAGAGAUGUUUUUCUCUGGAUUUCCACGUAUGCUGGGUCUCUCUCUCUUUCCUGGACUAUCCAGGCUCACCAUCGUAGGCCAGACCAUCAGCGUAAUCCAGGGCCUGGAGUGCUGUCCACUUCUCAAGGCAUUAUGGGUGGUUGAGUGCAGGUUAGAUGAGAUUUCGGGCUUGCAGAACUGUCUGCAACUACAAAAGUUAUAUCUGUAUGACAACAACAUCCAGCGUAUCACAAAUCUAGAGAUGCUGGUCAACCUUCAUGUUCUGUGGCUCAAUAAAAACCAGAUUUCUGAAAUAGAGGGGUUGAGUUCACUUGUAAAUCUUGAGGAGCUGCAUCUUGCUGAUAAUGCCAUUGCGAAACUUGGUCAAAGCCUGGAUCCAAACACCAGUCUCCAAAACCUAAACCUCUCAGGAAAUAAAAUCAGUUCUUUAAAGGAGCUGACCCAUCUAACUCGGCUGUCCCAACUGAGAGAACUGAGUCUUACAGACCCUCAGUCCAGUCCAAACCCAGUGUGUCUUCUCUAUAAUUACUACACACACGUCCUGUAUCACAUGCCGCACCUGCAACGUCUGGACACGUAUGAUGUUUCAAUGAAACAUCUUAAAGAUGCAGCGGAGUCUACAGUGCUAAAAAAGAUGAUGUAUUACACCAUGCGGGGACGAUGUGCUCAACGACAGUUUGAUGAACUCAAAGCCAAGCUCAGACAGCACAAAAAAGAUCAAAUACAACUACCAGAGGAGAGAAUAUGGGUGCUAACACACACGCUCAGAAAUUUGGAGUGUGAGCUGUCAAAUAAACAGGGAGCUGGCAAGAAGUCAGGUGAACCUGAGGACUCUGAUAUUUGCUCUGACCGUGAGCAGAAACUCCAGCGCAAACUGGAUGCUGUCAGAGACCGACUGAAGAUCUGGGAACAGCGUCUAAAGAAGUUAGAGGCGUGUUAUCAGCGUGAUCUGGCUUUGGCUUCGGACAGGAAGGAGAUGAUGGUGCAUCUCCUAUUGUUGGAGCUGGAAACCGUGGGAAAUAUUCGGUUUGAGGAGGGAAACACAAAUGAUCCUUGGUUCACCUCUUGUUAUGAUCUCUUGUUGUCUCGUUUCUGCGCGUGGGAUUACAAAACUCACCACAUCAAUGGCAUUAAGAUCAAUCGGAUCAUCCGGAUCCAUAACCAAGCCCUGCGGCUGCGCUUCCAGGACAAAUUGCAUUUUCUCAAUAUGGAGUCUCCGGCCAUCUCACAGAACAGCAAGCGCCAUACGGAGUAUCUGUUCUACGUGCCUGAUCCAGAGCAUUCCUGCGAGGGCGAUGAGAUACUCCACAUCGCAGAAACUGGUUUUAAAAACGCCGAUGCAUAUAAGGCGUUAGGCAGAGAGAGAGCUGUUCCUCUCUCUAACAGCGUGAGCAUGUGUGACAGACUGCGGAUGACAUCCCUCCAAAAAACAUCAGAAUGUGACCCUGCCGACCCGCUUCCCUUCAGACAUGGUCAGUUGAUCAUUUCUAAAGUGUUCCUGGGCCGCAAUGCUGGAGUAAAGGAGGGAGUCCCAAUAGAUUGUAAAUAUUACCCAAAAGCAAACUCCGUUUACCUGAGUACCGACUCAAAACAACACACAGCACUAACAGCCCCUGACUGUGACUGUAGACAGAGGCAGAAACUGUGGUACAUCUUUGAUCAUGAACUGGUGCUUCCAGAAUACAUUGUGGACUUUGAAUAUAUCACACAGGACACACCUGAGCACUCCUCUUCUUCAGACCCCUCCUCUGUUACACAUGUUUCCACGGCUGUUGCCUCAUCUGAGUCCCUUGCUGAGCUGGACCUGGAUGAGGGGGCAUUAGGCAUGGAACCCAUCCUAAAACCCCACCCUAAGAUGCUCAGUCUAGAUGAGAAAUCUAUACUGACAGUGGCCAGAGCAAAUGUGCUCAGUCAGAUCACAGUGCUGAAUCUACAUGGGAACAGUCUGAAUAAACUGUCAGAGAUUUCUCGACUCACGGCUCUGCAGCGUCUCACCCUCAGCUUUAAUGACUUAACUCGUCUGGGUGAUAUUUCACACAUGCCAAAUCUGGAAUAUCUCGAUGUUAGUUUUAAUCGUAUUUCAACUCUGGAGGGUCUGCGAGGACUUAGCCGACUGAAAGAACUGGAUCUUCGCUGGAAUCAGUUGACACGCCUCAGGGAUGACAUGAAUGUUUUGCGUAAGCACACCCCAGCUCUACUCCGCCUGGACACACAGCAUAAUCCAUGGCACAGGCAUAAGUGUGUGCGUUUGGUGAUUCUCUGUCUUCUUAAGACCCUCACUCAUCUGGAUGACAUUUUAGUGACGGAGGAGGAGGCGGCUGCUGCGGCUCAAAUGGCUGCCCGAUCCAGAAUAAACCAGGCAUCUCUGGUCGCCCACUCUUGGACUGAUAGUGAACGACCGCGCAGUCUGAGUUUGUUGUCUUCUGUUCACCUACUCACACAGAUGAGCCCGUCUCCAUGGAAACACUCUCAUGAGCUUGAACCAGGCUGGACUGCCAAAAUCACUACGCUGAAUCUGGAUGGUCAACAGUUGACGCGACUCAGUAAUUUAGACCAGCUGGUAAAUCUACGCUGGGCUUCAUUUGACAAUAAUGAGAUAUCACAUAUUGAGGGUCUGGAACACUGGCCUUUACUGGAGGAACUUUCACUUAACUGCAACAAUAUAAGCAGAUUGGAAGUUUCGUGUACGCUGCAAAGGCUGACGCGUCUCAGCAUAAACAGCAACCACCUACAGUGUUUAGAUGGAGAUGUAUUAGACCGGCUGCCCAACCUUCACUUCCUGUCUGUUGAGGACAACAUCAUCUCCUCUCUUCAUGGACUUCAAAGGUCACGCUUAUUAUUCGAGCUAUACAUCGGCAACAAUGACAUAAGCACCACCCGUGAAAUCUUCCAUUUAAAGACACUUUCCAGUUUAAUCAUUCUGGAUCUGUAUGGAAACCUCCUAGUGAGCAAACUGGAGAACUACAGGAUCUACAUGGUAUUCCACCUGCCCUCUCUCAGAGCACUGGAUGGAGUGGCUGUGGAGAUGUGCGAGUCAGAAGCUGCCAAAGAUGUGUUUGAAGGACGACUUACUGCAGAUAUGGUGGCUGAGAAACUGGGACACACUAACUACAGAGAGCUAUCUGAGCUCAAUCUGCAGUCCAGCUCAAUCAGGAUGGUGGAUCUGGCCCCUGCUAAUUUGUUUGGUAAUUUACGCAGUAUUAAUCUAGAACACAAUAACCUCACUUCAUUCAGUGGUCUCAUCUUCCUGCCCAAUAUCAAGAUGUUGUUUCUUAACUACAACCACAUUGAGUCCAUUCUGCCACGUCAAAAAGUACAGAGUCACAUGAGCAACAAGCAGAUUCUUCAUCAUAAAGUCACUUCCAGUGGCUAUGGGCAGCAGAACAGCAGGCUCAGCAGAGAAGGAGAAUCUCGUGAUAAUCAAGAGCCUCUGAUGCCCAGUUUAGAAGUUCUGCAUCUAGGUCAUAACGGCAUUUCCAGCCUGUUGACUUUACAGCUGAGCCGACUGACAAACCUAAAAGCCCUGUUCCUACAAGGAAAUGAUAUAAGUCAGGUGGACGGACUGGAGGGUCUCCAGAGGCUACUUGAGUUGGUUCUGGAUCGAAAUCGUAUCAAGUCUUUGAAUGAGAGCUCGUUCCGCGGACAGGAGUACCUGAUGGACCUGCGUCUGGCAGAGAAUCGCAUACGCGAACUGAAUCACCUGGAACCACUCACAGGGCUCAGAAGACUGUUUUUAGACAUGAACAAAAUACAGGAUGUUUCAGAGCUGGAGAAACUGGAGGUUCUGCCUUCCCUUAUAGAACUGUCUGUGGCUGGCAACCCAGUGUCACGGAGGUCACUCCAUAGGCAAGCAGUGGUAUUGCACCUGUCUAGACUGCAUGUUCUGGAUGGUCUCACUAUCACACUGGAGGAAAGAACCAGAGCAGAACUUUUAUCAAAUGAAGCACAGGUAGCUCACACACAGGCCUUUUCUAUCCAGGGUUCUAGCUCAGGUGCUGCUGAUAUGACUUUACCAGGUCUGGUACCAUUGAUGACCCGACCAGUUCCUUUAAGGCGUACCAGCCUGAAUCCAGGAAUACACACACUUAUAACUGAUCAGCAAGAAGACCCACAUGAUAAAGGCAGAUAUAAGAAGCAGAGAGGAGGUGUCUCGUUCCUACGUGGCCUUCAGAAUGAUGUGAGCUUCAGGCAGAUCAGAGGAGCUUCUAGCCAUUACCCAACAGUACUGCACCCGACCGGACACAGAGUUUUCUCCAUUUAUCCUAACAGUGAUCUCGACAGCAGGUACCAGUUUCAUGGCGGUCCAAGGCCUAAACCUCCUCUGUAACUGCAGAACCAUAGCGACACACUGUGUGUGCAUUUUUGUCAUGUGUGUUUCUUCACACAAAAUUCCUAGAUCAAUGGAUCUUAUGUUGAACUUAUGUUUAUUCAUAUUUAAAAUAUGUUUAUUAAAUGUGAAUAUCAU
Messenger RNA from Triplophysa dalaica, 4985 nucleotides. RefSeq names its product leucine rich repeat containing 9 (gene lrrc9). The transcript has 33 exons. Gene Ontology annotation, molecular function: protein binding. The record is from RefSeq and is a predicted model, not a curated record. Lineage: Eukaryota; Metazoa; Chordata; Actinopteri; Cypriniformes; Nemacheilidae. The coding region runs from base 402 to 4847 and encodes 1481 amino acids.